CCUACGCAGCCCCGGCAAUCACCCGCCAAUUCCACCACCUAAAACGAUGGCUCAAACAACCACCAUUUUAUCCCUAACCGCCACACCCAAGCCAAUUCCCGCCAAACACACAGUCCGGAGCAACCUUAUCCUGCGCACCCUCUGCACUAUCCCACGCACUCAUCCCCUUCUAUUUUGUGCAAAUGCCAUCUCAGCAAAGCCUUUGCGAGCAAACCCACCUCAGAAAUACAUCUACCCUGACCCCAACCCAGAAUUUGCUGAAGCUGAGACGAAAAAGUUCAGAGAGGAGCUGGUGAAGAAGCUAUCAAAAGAAAAGGAGACUUAUGGGGGUGAGCUUGAUGCUGUGGUAAAUGUCUGUACAGAUUAUGUUAGUAAAAUGCAGGCUAAUUUGAUUAUGUCCCUGUGUCAUGGGGCCGGCAACGUUCCUCAUAUGCUGCUGAGGUUGCCACGUGGUUCGGCGUCAAAGGUGAUGAUCUUGGACGGGCAUGCUCGGCGGUGUCGACGGGGUCAAGAUUUGGAUUUCUGCCGAUAAAUUCAUUUUUUUUUCGAAUUCUUCAAAUUCGUCAUAAAUAAUCCUCAGGUCAACUCAUUGUGCCUCUAGCCCUAUACUUAACUGUACUACCAAUAAAAACGCAAAAUCAAGGCGUGCAGCUGAGAUUCCAGCAGAGUUUAUCUUAGCUGUGCUCAUAUAGUAGUAAUUGUUUGGCUGUGCUCAUUAUUGUAGCCCUGAACUAUGUUAUAUGUUCCAAACCACUUGACUUAUUCUGUUUCAAUUAAUGUGAUUG
Messenger RNA from Coffea arabica (coffee), 785 nucleotides. The record is from RefSeq and is a predicted model, not a curated record. NCBI's taxonomy places the organism in Eukaryota, Viridiplantae, Streptophyta, Magnoliopsida, Gentianales, Rubiaceae.